AUGGCUCAAUCUUGGACCAAGAUUAAAGAGAUUAAUAAGGGGAAGCAUCAAGUCUGUCGGCUCACUAAGUCUCUUUAUGGACUCAAACAGGCUUCUCGGCAGUGGUUUGCCAAGUUCUCUACUACCUUAUUAUCUCAUGGUUUUACUCGGUCAAAAUCUGAUUAUACUUUGUUUACUCGUUUUCAAGGUUCAAGCUUUAUUGCUCUUUUGGUUUAUGUGGACGACAUUGUGUUGGCUAGUGAUUCUGUUGAUGCUAUCAAACAGUUUAUUCAAUUUCUAAACAAUGAGUUUAAGCUCAAGGAUCUUGGUGAUUUGAAAUUUUUCCUUGGUUUAGAAAUUGCUCAAACUUCAAAGGGUUUAUCUCUUUGUCAACGAAAAUAUACUUUGGAGAUCUUGGAAGAUUAUGGUUUACUUGCUGUCAAAGCUUCUAAAUUUCCUAUGGAAACUAAUUUGAAAUUGUCUCGGCAUAAUGGUGAUGUUCUUGAUAAUCCUGCUAGUUAUCGACGUCUUGUUGGUCGUCUUCUUUAUCUCACCAUUACUCAACCGGACAUAGCUUAUUCGGUGCAGACUUUUAGCCAGUUUAUGGAUACUCCUAGGCAGCCUCACAUGGAUGCAGCAACUCGAGUUCUUAGAUACCUCAAGUCUUCCCCAGGCCAAGGACUUUUUUAUCCUGCAAAUUCAGCUUCUCAUCUUAAAGCUUUUUGUGAUUCAGACAGGGCUGGAUGUCUUGAUACUAGACGUUCGGUCACUGGUUACUGUGUCUUCUUGGGGGAGUCUUUGAUUUCUUGGAAAUCAAAGAAACAAGUUACUGUCUCUCGUUCCUCUGCAGAAGCAGAGUAUCGCUCUAUGGCAGCCACUACUUGUGAGAUUACUUGGUUACUACAUAUGCUUAAUGAUUUCAAGAUUGAUCAUUCUCAACCAGCGUUGCUGUUUUGUGAUAAUCAAGCAGCCCUCCACAUCGCUGCCAAUCCGGUUUUCCACGAAAGAACUAAACACAUUGAAAUAGAUUGUCAUUUAGUCCGGGAUAAGUUUCAAGAAAAUGUCAUCCGGCCUCUACAUGUGAAGUCUAUGCAUCAACUUGCAGAUUUAUUCACCAAAGCUCUUGGUUCUAAUCUUUUUCAUUCUCUAUUAUCCAAGAUGAACAUCAUUAAUAUUUUUAAUGUUGUUUCCUCUUGA
Messenger RNA from Alnus glutinosa, 1176 nucleotides. RefSeq lists its product as uncharacterized. The record is from RefSeq and is a predicted model, not a curated record. Bases 1 to 1176 code for a protein of 391 amino acids. The transcript is spliced from 2 exons. Lineage: Eukaryota; Viridiplantae; Streptophyta; Magnoliopsida; Fagales; Betulaceae.